Molecule: messenger RNA, 2230 nt
Organism: Tachysurus vachellii
Lineage: Eukaryota; Metazoa; Chordata; Actinopteri; Siluriformes; Bagridae
Gene: slc25a12
Product: solute carrier family 25 member 12
Exons: 18
Coding region: 55-2088 (677 amino acids)
Biological process (GO): L-glutamate transmembrane transport; malate-aspartate shuttle; aspartate transmembrane transport
Molecular function (GO): L-glutamate transmembrane transporter activity; calcium ion binding; L-aspartate transmembrane transporter activity
Source: RefSeq, a predicted model, not a curated record
AGCACCGCGCAUGCGUCAAGUUGCCAGUUUUGCUCGAGUGACGUCAGAAGCAGUAUGGCGGCCAAGGUGCAGUCUACCAAAAGGGCUGACCCCAACGAGCUCAAAAGCAUCUUCCAAAAGUAUGCCAGCGUUGUGGAUAAAGAUGGUGAGCGCUUUAUGACCCCCACUGACUUUGUGCAGAAGUAUUUGGGCCUCCAUACACAGAUCCAUCACAACCCCAAAACUGUGCAGCUGCUCGCUGGAGUGGCAGACACCACCAAGGAUGGGCUGAUUUCAUUCCAGGAGUUUUUGGCCUUUGAGUCUAUUCUCUGUGUGCCAGAUGCCCUCUUCAUUGUGGCCUUCCAACUGUUCGAUAAAACCGGGACCGGAGACAUCUCCUUCGAAAAUGUGCGUGAUAUAUUCAGCCAAACAACGGUGCAUCACCACAUCCCCUUUAACUGGGACUGUGAGUUCAUCCGCCUUCACUUCGGCCAUGACCGAACCAAACACCUCAGCUACCUGGAGUUCACCCAGUUCCUACAGGAGCUGCAGUUGGAGCAUGCCCGGCAGGCAUUUGCACAGAAGGACAAAGCCAAAACCGGGACGAUCUCUGCCUUGGACUUCAGUGACAUCAUGUCCACCAUCAGACACCACAUGCUGACCCCAUUUGUUGAGGAAAAUCUUGUCUCAGCAGCAGGAAGCGGGACCUCUCACAUGGUCAGCUUCUCCUACUUUAACGCCUUUAACUCACUCCUCAACAACAUGGAACUCAUUCGAAAAAUCUACAGCACGCUCGCCGGCAGCCGCAAAGACACACUCCUCACUAAAGAGGAGUUUGUCCAUGCUGCCAAUAAGUUUGGUCAGAUCACUCCUAUGGAGAUCGACAUCCUGUAUCAGCUCUCUGGCCUCCACUCCCAGACUGGGCGUCUGAACCUGGCUGAUAUUGAUCGGAUAGCUCCUCUGGAGGAGGGCGCGUUGCCUUAUCACCUAGCAGAGGCGCAGAAACAGAUCCACGGUGAUGCGGCUCGUCCUGUGUGGCUCCAAGCUGCUGAGUCAGCAUAUCGCUUCACCCUAGGCUCUAUUGCUGGAGCAACGGGAGCGACAGCAGUGUACCCUAUAGACCUGGUGAAGACGCGGAUGCAGAACCAGCGCUCCACUGGCUCCUUUGUAGGAGAGCUUAUGUACAAGAACAGCUUCGACUGCGCCAAGAAAGUCCUACGUUACGAGGGCUUCUUCGGCUUCUACAGAGGUCUCGUUCCCCAACUCAUUGGUGUGGCUCCAGAGAAAGCUAUCAAGCUCACUGUGAACGACUUUGUGAGAGAUAAAUUCACUGAAAAAGAUGGUUUGAUCCCUCUCCCUGCUGAGAUUCUGGCUGGUGGAUGUGCCGGCGCCUCUCAGGUGAUUUUCACCAAUCCCCUUGAGAUUGUAAAGAUUCGUCUCCAGGUUGCCGGUGAGAUCACCACAGGUCCCAGAGUGAGCGCGCUCAGUGUGAUCCGAGACCUGGGUUUCUUCGGCCUCUAUAAGGGUGCGAAGGCUUGUUUCCUGCGUGAUAUUCCCUUUUCUGCAAUUUACUUCCCCGUGUAUGCUCACACUAAAUCAAUGCUCGCUGAUGAGGAAGGGAGACUCGGGCCGCUGCAGCUGCUCACUGCCGGAGCCAUCGCAGGAGUCCCGGCUGCCUCACUGGUCACCCCCGCUGAUGUCAUCAAAACGCGACUGCAGGUCGCGGCUCGUGCAGGACAGACCACCUACAACGGGGUAAUCGACUGUUUCCGUAAGAUCAUGAGAGAGGAGGGCUUCAGGGCUUUAUGGAAAGGAGCUGGAGCUCGUGUUUUCCGCUCAUCACCUCAGUUCGCUGUGACCCUGGUGACCUACGAACUCCUGCAGAGAUGGUUCUAUGUGGACUUCGGUGGACAUCGUCCGUCAGGUUCAGAGCCGACGCCGAAGUCUCGUAUCUCUGAGCUCCCCCCGGUGAACGCAGAGCACGUCGGAGGUUACCGGUUGGCCGCCGCUACGUUCGCUGGCGUCGAGAGCAAAUUCGGACUCCACCUUCCCAAAUUCAAAUCAUCCGGCGUGGUCAGCAUCCAGCCCUCUAAAGAGGCGGCUUCUUAAACAGGCCCCGCCCACUCGGGUCCUGUCCUCCAGAGGCUGUGUACGCGUGUCCGUCAUCCAGUCUGCUUUGCUCCUGUUUUUAGUUUCUGUUGUUGUUGUUGUUGUCGUUGUUGUGUGGUGGGGGAGACAAUGGGUUUUAUUU